This is a messenger RNA of Manis pentadactyla (Chinese pangolin), 2534 nucleotides long. RefSeq names its product follistatin (gene FST). Bases 385 to 1362 code for a protein of 325 amino acids. The transcript is spliced from 6 exons. Lineage: Eukaryota; Metazoa; Chordata; Mammalia; Pholidota; Manidae. Gene Ontology annotation, molecular function: protein binding; activin binding. The record is from RefSeq and is a predicted model, not a curated record. Gene Ontology annotation, biological process: cell differentiation; regulation of BMP signaling pathway; multicellular organism development.
CUUUGAUUUCGGGCACCUCCAACAGAUAAUUAGGAAGGGUUUCCAGAAGGUGGGAAAUGUCACCUGAUUCACACUGAACUUUUAAAAGCUCCCCACCCCCAAGAAGCGGCGCACACCCUCGCUCGCGGCCGCCCUCCCACUGCCCCACACACUGGGAGACCGCCCACCGCAAACCGUGGAGACCCCCGUCUAGAUUUAAAGCGCGGCUGCGCCCGGCUUCUGACGUCCAUUGAAUCGCGCGGGCGGCCGGCGGCGAGCGCGGGGCUGCGCCGGGAUCGCUGCGCCCUCCGCUGAUUGCCUCUGCGACGCGCGCCGCUCGCCCAAGCCACCAGCCGCUGCGCCCGCUCCCCGCGCCGCCGCGCUCGUCGCCCCGCGCCUGUCCUCAUGAUGGUCCGUCCCAGGCACCAGCCCGGCGGGCUUUGCCUCCUCCUGCUGCUACUCUGCCAGUUCAUGGAGGACCGCAGCGCGCAGGCUGGAAAUUGCUGGCUCCGCCAAGCAAAGAACGGCCGCUGCCAGGUCCUGUACAAGACAGAGCUGAGCAAGGAGGAAUGCUGCAGCACUGGCCGUCUGAGCACCUCGUGGACCGAGGAGGAUGUAAAUGACAACACGCUCUUCAAGUGGAUGAUUUUUAACGGGGGUGCCCCCAACUGCAUCCCCUGUAAAGAAACGUGUGAAAACGUGGACUGUGGCCCUGGGAAAAAAUGCCGCAUGAACAAGAAGAACAAACCCCGCUGUGUCUGUGCCCCAGAUUGUUCCAAUAUCACCUGGAAAGGCCCAGUCUGUGGGCUGGAUGGGAAAACCUACCGCAAUGAGUGUGCGCUCCUCAAGGCCAGAUGCAAAGAGCAGCCAGAACUGGAAGUCCAGUACCAGGGCAAAUGUAAAAAGACUUGUCGGGAAGUUUCCUGUCCCGGCAGCUCCACAUGCGUGGUGGACCAGACUAAUAAUGCCUACUGUGUGACAUGUAACCGGAUUUGCCCAGAGCCCACCUCCUCUGAGCAGUAUCUCUGUGGGAAUGAUGGAGUGACCUACUCUAGCGCCUGCCACCUGAGAAAGGCUACCUGCCUACUGGGCAGAUCGAUUGGAUUAGCCUAUGAGGGAAAGUGUAUCAAAGCAAAGUCCUGUGAAGAUAUCCAGUGCACUGGUGGAAAAAAGUGUUUAUGGGAUUUCAAGGUUGGCAGAGGCAGGUGCUCUCUCUGUGAUGAGCUGUGCCCUGAGAAUAAGUCUGAGGAGCCUGUGUGUGCCAGUGACAAUACCACGUACGCCAGCGAGUGUGCCAUGAAGGAAGCUGCCUGCUCCUCAGGUGUGCUGCUGGAAGUAAAGCACUCCGGAUCUUGCAACUCUCCCCUGUAUUCCCCCAUCUAGCCAUUUCGGAAGACACCGAGGAAGAGGAAGAAGAUGAAGACCAGGACUACAGCUUUCCUAUAUCUUCCAUUCUAGAGUGGUAAACCCCCCACCAGUGUUCAGUGUUGACAUAGCCUUUGGGCAGGAAAAAAAAAAGGAAAGAAAAAAAUAUAUAUUGUCCAUACUGUAAAUAAGUGUAUGCUUAUUUAUUUGGGGGGAAAACUAUACAUAAAGGACCUUUGUCCUAAAGCUCUCUCCCAGGUCACCUUGUUACUUACUGGACACGGAGAGGCGGCCAUUGUGAGGUCUACUGGAUGAGGCCCAUAGUUGAGACUUGUAGACAUUUAUUUAUACUGUGUCAUGUUUUAUAAUUUAUACAUAAAAUGUCUGGUUGACUGUACACCCUGUUUUUGAAGAAAUUUAUUCGUGAAAGGAAGAGCAGUUGUUAUUUAUUGUGAGAUCUCUUGCUUGUAAAGUAAAAGCUUUUUUUCCUUGUAAACCAUUAAGUCCAUUCCUUACUCUUCACUCACUCAUCUGUCCCCCAUCAUUUCACUGUUGUUAGACUCUUACCCGCUUUAACAAACUUGCAUGUCAGUUUCUGUCAUGUUUAUUUAUUGGAUUCUCUGCUGCCUGUUCUGUACAUACAUGAUCCCUCGGGUUUUGUUUACAAGGAAUCUUGACUGACCAAAAGGCAUUAUAACUUACUCAAAUAGAAGGUACAGAGGAUACAUCUUUGAGGAAACUCCUGCUGCAGGUCUCUUGUGAUGAAGACAUUUGUGGGAGAGGGUAUGUUAGCAAUGUUAGAUUUCUAAUGUACUUUUAACAUGUUACAGAUCCAAAGAAAUUGAGGGGUAAUGGGAGUCGGGAGACCGAAAGAAGGGGAAUACUAUACAUUCAAACUGUUUUAGGUGUUUCCUUUAAGCUAGUCUGCUGUACCUUUUAAAUUUGUUCUUUUUCAACCAAUGUGUCACUUAAAAAUUGUAUCAAAGCUUUAUCAGUUCAAGUUUCUUGCUUUUCAUAAUACUUUUUUCUGAUGCAAUUUUAUAUUUUCAAACAUGGCAAGUUAAAUAUAAAUUCAUUUAAAUAUAUAGUUUUGUACUUUUUUACCAUGUAAAUGUGCAAUGUAUAUAAAAGUUAUAAUGUGUAUUUGUAAAUAAAUGAUGAGUGAAAAAAUAAAAAAAUUUAAAAGCCAA